Molecule: messenger RNA, 2456 nt
Organism: Peromyscus maniculatus bairdii (prairie deer mouse)
Lineage: Eukaryota; Metazoa; Chordata; Mammalia; Rodentia; Cricetidae
Source: RefSeq, a predicted model, not a curated record
AUUAAUAAAGCAAAGGGCUGAAAAUGCUUAGAUGGAUAAUCUUAUCCCAUAAACACAAAAGGUUUGGUCCUGGCCUUAUAAUUAGCUAGAGGUAAAAUUAUACAUGCAAAAAUUCUUAAACCAGUGUCAAAUCCCAAGCUUUAUUCAAAACCUAGGGAGAGGGCAUCAAGUACAUAUUAAUAGCUAAAGACGUCUUGCCUAGCCACACCCUCACGGGACUCAGCAGUGAAUGAAAGUCUGACUAAGUUAUACCUCUCAAGGGUUGGAAAAUUUCGUGCCAGCCACCGGGGUCAUACGAUUAACCCAAAUUAAUUAUUCUACGGCGUAAAACGUGUCCAUGGGGGGGGGGACAAUAGAAUUAAAAACCAACCAUUAUGUGAAAAUUCAUCGUUGGGACUAAACUCAGUAACGAAAGUAAUUCUAACCAACUUAAUACACGAUAGCUAAGAUCCAAACUGGGAUUAGAUACCCCGCUAUGCUUAGCCCUAAACUUUAAAGAUUAGAUAACAAAGUCAUUUGCCUGAGAACUACUGGCCGCCGCUUAAACUCCAAGGACUUGGCGGUACUUUGUAUCCAUCUAGAGGAGCCAGUUCUAUAAUCGAUAAACACUGUUAUACCUCACCAUCCCUUGCUAAUUCAGCCUAUAUACCGCCAUCUUCAGCAAACCUUAAAAAGGAAUAAAAGUAAGCAAGAGAAUCACCAUAAAAACGUGAGGUCAAGGUGUAGCUCAUGAGAUGGGAAGCAAUGGGCUUCAUUUCCUUAAAAAGAACGUUACGAUACCCUUAUUGACACAUAAGGCCACAGGAGGAUUUAGUAGUCAAUUAAGAACAGAGAGCUUAAUUGAAUAGCGCAAUGGAGUACGUACACACCGCCCGUCACCCUCCUCAAAUUAAAUGACUAACAAAAUUAAUACAUAAUCCAGCAGACAAGUUUGUGAGAGGAGAUAAGUCGUAACAAGGUAAGCAUACUGGAAAGUGUGCUUGGAAUAACCACAGCGUAGCUUAAUUCACAGAAAGCAUCUGGUCUACACCCAGAAGAUUCCAUAAACAAUGGACGCUUUGAGCAGUUAUUCAGCCCUAACCCAACACAAGUAUAACUAUUCUAGUUAAUAAAUGAAAAUAUUUAUUAAAAAGGAGUAUUGGAGAAAGAAACUUUUUAUAGGAGCUAUAGAGAUUAGUACCGUAAGGGAAGAACAAAGACCAGUACUUAAGCACAAACAAGCAAAGAUUAAACCUUGUACCUUUUGCAUAGUGAAUUAACUAGGAAACAUCUAACUAGAAGAACUCUAGCUAGAAACCCUGAAACCAAAGGAGCUACCUAAAAGCAAUUUUAAGCAUGCACCCGUCUAUGUAGCAAAAUAGUGGGAUGACUUUCAGGUAGAGGCGAAAAACCUAACGAGCUUGGUGAGAGCUGGUUACCCAAUAAUGAAUCUUAGUUCAACUUCAAGAUUACCAACAAGAACAUAAAAAUCCAAAUGUAAACUUAAAACAUAGCCUAAAGAGGGACAGCUCUUUAGGAAUGGAAAACCCUUCGAUAGUGAAUAAGCUCUACACACACCUAAACCAUUGUUGGCUUAAAAGCAGCCACCAAUAAAGAAAGCGUUCAAGCUCAACAUUUAAAAUAUUAUAAUACCAAAAUUCAUUAGGCGAAUUCCUAUAUAUAAAAUUGGGUCCAUCUAUUAACAUAUAGAUGAGAUACUGUUAAUAUGAGUAACAAGAAUUAUAUUCUCCACGCACAAAACUAUAACAACCCGGAUAACCAUUGUUAGUUAACAACCGCAAGGCGACUAACCUACGCAUAAAACUCACCUAAUAAAACAUGUUAAUCUGACACAGGGGUGCAUAAUGGAAAGAUGAAAAGAAAUCAAAGGAACUGGGCAAAACGAACCCCGCCUGUUUACCAAAAACAUCAGCUCUAGCAUACCAAGUAUCAGAGGCACUGCCUGCCCAGUGACUAACGUUAACCGGCUGCGGGAUCCUGACCGUGCAAAGGUGGCAGCAUAAUCACUGGUUCCUUAAUUAGGGACUAGAAUGAAUGGCUUAACGAGGCUUCAACUGUCUCUUAUUUCCAAUCAGUGAAACUGACCUUCCCGUGAAGAGGCGGGAAUAAAAAAAAAAUGAGAGGAGAAGACCCUAUGGAGCUUUCAUUACUAACUUAACAUUUUAAACCAAAACACCUACUGGACUAAACAGGCAAAAACCUAAGUUAAAAUUUCGGUUGGGGUGACCUCGGAGAAUAAAAAGGACCUCGGAGAAUAAAAAAACCUCCGAAUGGUUUUAGCUAAGACACACAAGUCUAAGCAUUUUAUAUCCAAUUGGCCCCCCAAAAUUUUUGAUCAACGGACCAAGUUACCCUAGGGAUAACAGCGCACUCCUAUUCAAGAGUCCAUAUCGACAAUUAGGUUUACGACCUCGAUGUUGGAUCAGGACAUCCCGAUGGUGUAGAAGCUAUUAAUG